This is a messenger RNA of Spodoptera litura, 968 nucleotides long. NCBI's taxonomy places the organism in Eukaryota, Metazoa, Arthropoda, Insecta, Lepidoptera, Noctuidae. The record is from RefSeq and is a predicted model, not a curated record.
AUUCGCCUUGUGAACUCAUAUACAUAUGGUGCAUAAAAUCCUCUGGCUAUUGUGACAUUCAAGCAAAAAAUGUGAUGAAUAACUGGGCAAUAGAACUUAAUAAAUUGCAAAUACGACUAUUAUUUUCGAUAUAAAUAAGAUACACUGAAGCAUAACUGAUAUUUAUAUAAACAUCGUUCUUACAAUAUUAACACUUGAAAAACAAAAUUUGCAAUAAUAUGUUAAUGUUGCACAUAAUUGGGUGCCACUGACUUCCGUAUAAAUACAUUCUCGGUGUGUGUCGUUAGUGCAGUUCAAGAAGUGUAGAAAUAAUGAAGAGUACAAGCAUAGUGCAGGCUGCGACUUGUUUUACCUUGUUUAUCUGCUGCUCUGCUUAUCCUUACGAGGAUAUAAUUCUUUCUGGUCACAAAGCGAGACUCUACGAUGUUGAAGGAUAUACGCCUCAUGUCCCGGUAACCAGCGACUUCUUAAGACAAUCAUCGAAGACAAUAUACACAAAGUACCCACCCGCUAACUAUACUAGUGACAAUAAUCUAAGGUAUCAGCACAGCACACGCGCUCCUCUUGCACAGCUACCGCCACACUUAGUUAAACAACGAGGAAUCCAACCCUACUCCAACCAGCGCGCUCUUCCUGCACAGCUACCGCCACACUUAGUUCAUCAACGAGAAAUCGAACCCUACUCCAACAAGCGCGGUCCUGUUGCACAGCUACCGCUACACCAUCAAAGAGAAAUCGAACCCUACUCCAACCAGCGCGCUCUUCCUGCACAGCUACCGCCACACUUAGUUCAUCAAAGAGAAAUCGAACCCUACUCCAACCAGCGCGCUCUUCCUGCACAGCUACCGCCACACUUAGUUCAUCGCCAACCUCAACAGCACAGAUACCCACAUCUAAUGAACCGCGGUGUAGUAAAAGAUGAAUACUCACAUGGGCCACAAGAGGGAAUGCCCAUGAAGGAACCGUGA